Staurois parvus is the source of this 306-nucleotide messenger RNA. Lineage: Eukaryota; Metazoa; Chordata; Amphibia; Anura; Ranidae. The record is from the annotation of a GenBank genome assembly.
GCCGAGAACCGGCAGUUAUCGGUGCCCAGCAGUGCCACCCACAAGUUCCGCCCACCUGUGCCCAGCAGUGCGCCCACUAGCUCCGCCCACCUGUGCCCAGCAGAUCACCCACCUGUGCCCAGCAGUGCACCCACCUGUGCCACUCUGCAGUGUCACACACCUGUGCCCAGCAGUGCCACCCACCUGUGCCCAGCAGUGCCACCCACCUGUGCCCACCAGUGCCACCCACCUGUGCCCUGUGCCCACCCACCAGUGCUGCCCACCAGUGCCACCCACCAGUGCAGCCCAGCAGUGCUGCCAGUCAGU